This is a messenger RNA of Fusarium vanettenii 77-13-4, 1432 nucleotides long. RefSeq lists its product as uncharacterized. The transcript has 2 exons. The record is from RefSeq and is a predicted model, not a curated record. Gene Ontology annotation, molecular function: L-iditol 2-dehydrogenase (NAD+) activity; zinc ion binding. NCBI's taxonomy places the organism in Eukaryota, Fungi, Ascomycota, Sordariomycetes, Hypocreales, Nectriaceae. The coding region runs from base 1 to 1062 and encodes 353 amino acids. Gene Ontology annotation, biological process: D-sorbitol catabolic process.
AUGGCCAGCAACCUGUCUUUCGUCCUCAACAAGCCCGGCGACGUCACCUUCGAGGAGCGCCCCAAGCCCACCCUCGAGGACCCCCACGAUGUCCUCGUCGCCAUCAACUACACUGGUAUCUGUGGCUCCGACGUCCACUACUGGGUCCAUGGCUCCAUUGGCAAGUUUGUCGUCACAGACCCCAUGGUCCUGGGCCACGAGUCGGCCGGUACCAUCGUCGAGGUCGGCGAGAAGGUGAAGACCCUCAAGGUCGGCGACCGAGUCGCCCUCGAGCCCGGAUACCCUUGCCGCCGCUGCACCAACUGCCUUGCUGGCAAGUACAACCUCUGCCCCGAUAUGGUCUUUGCCGCCACCCCUCCCUACCACGGCACCCUCACCGGCUACUGGCGCGCCCCGGCCGACUUUUGCUUCAAGCUGCCCGAGAACGUCUCCCAGCAGGAGGGUGCUCUGAUUGAGCCCCUCGCUGUUGGUGUCCACAUCGUCAAGCAGGCCAAUGUCAAGCCUGGUGACUCUGUUGUCGUCAUGGGUGCCGGUCCUGUCGGUCUCCUCUGCGCCGCUGUCGCCCGCGCCUACGGUGCCUCCAAGAUUGUCAGCGUCGACAUUGUCCAGUCCAAGCUCGACUUUGCCAAGGACUUUGCUGCUACCCACACCUAUGCCUCGCAGCGCGUCUCCCCCGAGGAGAACGCCAAGAACAUCCUCGAGCUCGCCGGCCUCCCUGAUGGUGCCGACGUUGUCAUUGACGCCAGCGGUGCCGAGCCCUCGAUCCAGGCCAGCAUCCACGUCCUCAAGGUCGGUGGCAGCUACGUGCAGGGCGGCAUGGGCAAGUCUGACAUUACCUUCCCCAUCAUGGCCAUGUGCAUCAAGGAGGCCACCGUCAGCGGAUCGUUCCGAUACGGCCCUGGUGACUACCCUCUGGCCAUCGAGUUGGUUGCCACUGGCAAGGUUGACGUUAAGAAGCUCGUGACGGGCAUUGUCGACUUCCAGCAGGCCGAGGAGGCCUUCAAGAAGGUCAAGGAGGGUGAGGCGAUCAAGGUGCUGAUCAAGGGUCCCAAUGAGGAGUAAGAAGAGACUUGCAGCGACUGAAAUGAAUGAGACGUGGAAUUGCAAAAGACGGAUCGGACAGAGCAGUCAGCGGAAGAAAGGACAAAAAACACAGUAAAAUGAAAAAAACACUCAAAAGACAGAGCGUUUCCCUUGGUUAGAAAGGGCUUACAUCAUGGAAGCUCAGGGGAAUGAGCCAAAGAACGAGGCGGCGGCGGCGGCGGCGGCGGCAGGGCGGGAGAGAGUCGAGGCGUCAAGGUUUCCAAACAUGACAGUCAUGACUUGACGUCUCAACGGUCGCGCUUUUAGUUUUGGUUUCUAGUUGAGGUCUAGUCUUGGUCUAGCACAAGGCACGGAUGUUGCCUUGGUCGUUUCCGGCGAGACAGGCGCC